AGAGGAUGCAGCCCCAGCUGUUGCCCAAAGCUCUGACAGUGCGGUGGUUGAUCAUGGCCUCUGGCUCCUACAGCCGUGCCUCCAGCGCGCUGGCAGCCGACAUCCAGAACAGCGACCUGGAGGACAUCGAGAUGUGCCGCGUGAUCAAUGACCGCAUCAUGAUGGUGGAAAGGAACUUCCUGUCACCCUACGUUUCUCCCAGAGACAGCCCCUUCCGUCACAUCCUGCUGGGCUCUGGUCCCCACACCCUCAAAGCUCUGACCAACCACCUCGACUCUUUGACGACUGCCAACCCCAACGCAGACGCCGAGCUGUUCCGCAACCAGUUUGCCCAGGCGACCUGGACCAUUCAGACCUGUGCCAACUCCCUAGCAGGGGACAUCUGGUCUCUGGAUAAUGAAAUCUAGAAAAGUCCUUUUCCCUCCCUUGUUCAUGGUUUGGCCCUCUUAUUACAACUGGCAGUGCUGUUGUGAUUAAUCACCACGUUUUCAGUGGAUAUCUACAAAGUCAUCAUAUCGUUUCCACGAUGUUCAUUUGUUAAAAGCGCCGUAUGAUGACAAUAAGUCAAUGACUUUCUAUAGUUUACCAUGAGGAAAACUGUUUUUU
This is a messenger RNA of Pundamilia nyererei, 606 nucleotides long. Its product is annotated as transferrin receptor protein 1-like. The coding region runs from base 6 to 407 and encodes 133 amino acids. Gene Ontology annotation, cellular component: external side of plasma membrane. NCBI's taxonomy places the organism in Eukaryota, Metazoa, Chordata, Actinopteri, Cichliformes, Cichlidae. The record is from RefSeq and is a predicted model, not a curated record. The transcript has 3 exons. Gene Ontology annotation, biological process: iron ion transport; intracellular iron ion homeostasis.